AAGUGGCCGACUCUGAAUCUGGAUUUAACGUAAAGCCCGUUUAACCAUAUAAAUGCAGGGAAAAAAAACCCUAAACAUCUAGAACCAUAUUUCGCUCGAAUCGAUCCAGCAGUUGCUUCUCUCUAAAUUUCUACUCACCGAAAUCAUCCAUGGGUAAGGUUCACGGAUCACUGGCACGUGCCGGUAAAGUGAGAGGGCAAACACCGAAGGUGGCCAAGCAGGACAAGAAGAAGAAGCCCCGUGGCCGUGCUCACAAGCGGAUGCAAUACAACCGCCGCUUCGUCACCGCCGUUGUUGGCUUUGGAAAGAAGAGGGGACCAAACUCAUCAGAGAAGUAAACUGGAGAUGCCAGUAUCUCUUAUCGGUCAAAAUGAAUUUGUCAGCUGAGUUAAUUGUUUUUCAAAAAAUGUGUGAAGAGCAUUGUUAAUUUGUAGACUAAGCGUUGUUUUAUAUUUUUGCUUUGAUUAUGUUGAUCAUCUAAUGACUUAACAAGGUUAAAGAAAGUUUUGUUUAAGUUUAAAUCAAUUUCGAAAUGAAUUCCUUAUCUAUGCUACCUUACUUCC
Messenger RNA from Olea europaea var. sylvestris, 563 nucleotides. Its product is annotated as 40S ribosomal protein S30. Gene Ontology annotation, molecular function: structural constituent of ribosome. Gene Ontology annotation, biological process: translation. Gene Ontology annotation, cellular component: cytosolic small ribosomal subunit; ribosome. The record is from RefSeq and is a predicted model, not a curated record. The transcript is spliced from 3 exons. Bases 150 to 338 code for a protein of 62 amino acids. Lineage: Eukaryota; Viridiplantae; Streptophyta; Magnoliopsida; Lamiales; Oleaceae.